ACUAACUUCUGCUGCCAACAGAGCUCUGACUGACAGACAGACAGACAGGGAGACACACAGACAGGUUACACAAAGUGAAGGAAAACAGAGCGGAUUCAAGAACUUAAGAGAAAGCAAAUGAGAGAUUAAGAAAGGACAAAUAAGGAGAGCUGGAAAGGCGCUCCACACCGAAGCAGACCAGUCGGCCUCCUGUGCUUUGUCAGAUUGCAAGUGUUGUACGUCUGUCUGUCCAUCUGAUAUCUUGGUCAAUCAGUACUCUGGUGAAUACAGCAAAAGAGUGACCGCUUGAAACAGGCUACACAUCACGAUGGCUCCCAAAAAGAAGUCAGCACGCCCUAAGAAGGCUAUUCCUGAAGUGACAACAGUUGAGAGUGGAGUGCUUGUCCCGGAGCCCAAUGUAAAAAAGCUGGAGCUCCCUCUGAAUGUGGAGCAGCUGAACCGUCUGAAUGGGGUGCCGCUACCCCCGCCGGUGAUCCGGCCAGGGGAGAAGGGUUUUGGACUGGGCACUGAGCUCACCAGGCCUCUGCAUGGAUCUGCCCUGCUGGAGGAGCUGAGCCGCAUGAGACAGGAACGCUUCCUCACUGACAUGGAGCUGGCCUGUAAAACCAAAGCGUUCGAUGUUCACAAACUUGUCAUCUCCUCAGUCAGUCAGUAUCUGCGAGAAGUCCUGGCCAAAGAUCCUGGACUCAAGCGACUAGAGCUCCCUACCCUCUCGCCUCUCGGACUUGCCAAUGUGAUUACCUUUGCUUACCUGGGCCGUGUGCACAUGUCUCUGUACACCAUUGGUUGCACUGUGUCUGCAGCCAGCACUCUGCAGAUCCCGCAUCUUCUCCAGAUGUGCAUGGAUUUCCUGAUGGCCGAGCUGAACACACACACCUGUGUGUAUGUGUGGAACAUCGGUGCUGCCUACGGCCUUAUGCCUGUCCGAGAUGCCGCCCGGCGCUACAUCUUAGAGAAUUUUGCCCAGUUUUCUGAAACAACCCAAUUCAAUCAACUCACCUUUGAGCAGAUCACAGCUUUCCUGCAGGAUGACAACCUUAUUCUUCCUUCAGAGGUCUCCACGUUUCAGAUUGCAAUGAAGUGGUUAGACUUUGACCCUAAGAGGCAGGAGCACGCUGCAGAACUGCUGUCCCACGUGCGAUUUGAGACCAUCCCGGCUAGUGAGCUGGUUAGCGAGAUCCAGCCGGUGCCACGUAUGAUGCUAGAUCCCCAGUGUCACCGUCUUCUGGUGGAUGCCAUGAACUACCAUUUGCUGCCCUACCAGCAGAACACACUGCAGUCACGCCGAACAAAAGUCCGCGGGAGCCAGAAUGCUCUACUAACCAUUGGAGGACGGCCUUCGCUGACUGAACGUGCCCUAAGUCGAGAGGUUCUGUGGAGAGAUCCUCGAGAGGGAACGGCUACAUGGCGCCAUCUUACUCAACUUCCAGCAAAGAGCUUCAACCAGUGUGUGGCCGUGAUGGACGGAUUCCUGUAUGUAGCAGGAGGAGAGGAUCAAAACGAUGCCCGAAACCAGGCUAAACAUGCUGUUGGUACCCUUAGCAGAUAUGACCCUCGCUUCAACACAUGGCUGCAUCUGACCAGCAUGCGCCAACGACGUACCCACUUCAGUUUGGUGGCCACAAAUGGGCGUCUAUACGCCAUUGGCGGCCGCAACACCGACGGCCUAUUGGCCACCAUAGAAAGCUACCAACCUUCAACCAACACAUGGCAGCUCCGCACCCCAAUGGAUAUGCCAAGAUGCUGCCAUUCCAGCGCGGUCCUUCCCUCAGGAGAUAUAUUAGUGACCGGCGGCUACGUCAACUGCGCAUACUCCCGCUCUGUCAUCCAAUACAGCAUUGACAGAGAUGCAUGGAGCGAGAAAGGAGAGCUGGAAACACCACGCGGGUGGCAUUGCUCUGCAUUACUAGCAGGAAAAGUGUAUGUUGUUGGUGGAAGCCAAUUGGGAGCGGGUGGAGUCCGUAUUGAUGUGAUGACCAUGGAGGUUUAUUCUUCGGAGAGCCAGGAGUGGAGUAGAGCUGCUAAUCUGCCAAUAGGAGUGAGCACGGCUGGGAUGUCCCCAAUCGGGAGUCAUCUGUAUAUAUUAGGUGGAUGGAAUGAAGCAGAAAAGCGCUACAAGUCGGCGGUGCAGAGGUAUGAUCCUGGCACCGACAGCUGGGCAGCAGUGGAGGAUCUACCUGAACCCAUCGUUGGAGUGUCCUGCUGCGCUCUGGGUUUGCCUCCAAGACACACGUCCCGCAGACACCGAAACACCCCGUCCCAUGAAGACCACAGCAGUGUGACUCUGCAGAACAACACUGCAUGAGAAGAUAUAACAGUUUAUAGAGAAAGACAAAAUGAAGAAGAGAAACAGUGUAAAAAUAUCUGUUAAUUAACAGUGUUUUCUGUUUAUUAAUGCUUGUGAAUUGCAUUUUGGGAGCUUGAUCUGUUCUCUGUCGACUUCUGAUAUAAAUUUAAACUCUGCAGUUUAACAAAGUGACUUUUAUUAUUGACAGUUUAGUCGUUUGAAAUGAUAUAAAUGUAUAAUAAAUAAUAUAUAGAGAAAUAAGUCAGUAAAAUGUUCUGGGAGUUGAUUGCAUGGUGUUUGUAGCGUAAUCUCCAACACCAACCCAGACAAAAUAGCACUUUAAACUAUUAAAAAUGUUCAGAAAAGUGACUAUAUUUGAAAUUCUGACGGUUAAAGGUUGUUGGACGAAAGAUUAAAGUCCCAUAAUGCAAGUCAAAAGCAUAAACAAUGAGGAAAAAUCAAAGUAUGAAUCACAAAAUAUAAGAAAGCUGCUAAUUUACGGAUAUUUUACACCAGUGUAGGGUGAAAAGAGAGAGAUUGAUGGAGAGAAGAAGUGAGAGAACAAGAAAGAGAAAUUUGGGAUUGAAAAUUUGAGAGUAUAAAGAGUAAACAGUGUUGGGGAAAGUUACUUUUGAAAGUAAUGCAUUACGAUAUGGAGUUACUCCCCCAAAGAGUAACUAGUUACAUUACUUUUUAUUGUAAUUAAUGCCAGGGGUGCCGCAGGGAGGGAGGGGGGUUAUGACGAUUCUAAGGGCGACUCCACGUCUGUACUUGAGUAAUGUGUUACGUUACUUUUAAGUUACUUUUUCUUAAGUAAGUUGCGUUACUUUGUUACUUUUUAAUGUGACUAAUAAAAUUAGGACGAUUCUAAGGGCCCAUGCUGUUUUGGGGCCCCACCACCCUCCGCUCUGCACUUUUGUUCUCGACUACACGUCUCCCACCCCCAAUGUUGUCAUCGGGCCCGUACCGGCAAACGGCGUCCCUGAAUAAUGCAUUACAAUACUUUUGAUUUACUUUUAAUCUUCACUUUCGUCCAUGACUCCACCCCCUCCCUCUUUUUUUUUUUUUGCUAACUUUAGUCCGCGACACACUCAAAAUCUUGUCACAGGGCCUGUAAUGGCCAGCAGCACCUUUAAGUAGUGUUACGUUACUUUUAGUUACUUUUUCUUAAGUAAAAGUAACUAGUUGUGUUACUUUUUACUGUGACUAAUGAAGAUAGGACAAUUCUAAGGGCCCAUGACGUUUUGGGGCCCCCCAGAGACACUAUACCACCACAACACCCCCACCAACCCCACUCUUCACUUUUGUUCACGACUACACGUUCCACACCCCCAAUGUUGUCAUAGGGCAAUAAUGCGUUACGUUAUCUUUUGAGUUACUUUUAAUUAAGAGAAAGUAGUUAGUUGCGUUACUUUUUAUUGUGAUUAGUGGCAGGGGUGCCACUAAGGGAGGUGGGGGAUAUGUGGAGUUAGGACGACGGGGUCCAUGCCGAAGAGGCCCACCCGCUCUUCACUUCCGUCCGUGACUCCACUCACCUCUCCCACCUCCCUUUCCUUUUUUUCCCACUUUCGUUCUCGACACCCUCAAAAUGUUGUCACAGGACCCAUACCCCUCAGCGGGGACCCCGAGUAAUAUGUUACGUUAAGUAAAUAGUUGCAUCACUUUAUUACUUUGUAUUGAGACAAAUGAACGAUUCUAAGAGCCCCCCAGAGAUACUAUCAGGGGCCCACAACCCCCCUCCCCCCCGCUCUUCACUUUUGUCCACGACUACACGUCCCCCACCCAAUGUUGUUAUAGGGCCCGAACCUGCCUGUGGCGUCCCUGAAUAAUGCGUUUCAUUACUUUUGAGUUACUUUUCUUAAUUAAAACUAGUUGCGUUACUUCGUUACUUCUUAUUGUGGUUAAUGCCAGGGGCGCCACUAGGGGGAGAAAGUUAGGACGAUUGGGCUCAUGCCACAUUGGUCCCCCAGAGAUACUAUUAGGGGCCCACCCGGGCGCUAAUCACUUUUGUCUGCGACUCCAUGCCGCCCCCGCCCCCCCACUUUCGUAUGUCAACUCCAUCCGUCCUCCUAUUUCGUCCGCGACACCUACGAAAUGUUGCCAUUGGGCCUAUACCAGGCAGUGGCAGCCCUGAAUAAUGCAUUACAUUACUUUUGAGUUACUAAUGAGAAUACUUCCAUCGCAGAAAAGUAGCCCAGAUAAGUUUCAAAAAGUAACUCAAAUAUUGAUUAAAAAAAAAAAAAAAAAGUAAUGCUACUAGUUACUUGAAAAAUAUUAAAUAACUCGCAUUACUUGUAAUGUGGUACCCCCAACACUGAGUGUAACACCAUCAAAAGGUGUAGUUCACUAAAACCUGAAAUUUAUGAAAUGAUUUACUCAUCACAAACCUUUGGGUUUCUGUCUUCUGUUAGACACUAAAGAUAUUUUGAAAAAUCUGUAGAUACUUGUAACCAUUAACCUCUAUAGUAUUUGUUUUUCUUACUAUGGAAGUCAAGGUUACAUCUUUAGAAUAUCCUAUUCUUCAACAGAAUAGGGAAACUCAAAGGUUUGGGAUCACUUGAGGUUGAGUAAAUAGUCAUUUCAAAUUUUUGGGUGAACUAACCCUUUAAGUCUUUGUUUUAGUCUUGUUCUUAAACACCAGAGAUGCUUUUAGAUUCACUGGAAGUUCAGAGAACAGGCACUACAUGAAUGAAGAAUAUGAAAGGUACAUUUCACACACGCCUCUGCAGUGUGAGGAAUAUAGUGAAGUUUAUGGAAGAGUUUUAGAAAUUGAGCCGAACAGUUCUACUGAAAACACCAUUAUAUAAAAAGCUUCAUUCAGUAGUGCUGAAUAAAGCAGCAAUUGUUUAUUUAUUCCUCAUAUUUAUUUAUUUUUUAUUCUAAAUGUUCUCUCUCACUUUUCAAACUCAGUCACCGCAAAUAUCACUCAGGGGUAUUUAAGAUUUGUAUUAUUUAUACACAAACACAUGAAAUUAGUUAGAAAGGGGUUUCAAAUGUUGCCAAUUUUAAAUUAGCGCAGCCACAAAUUUAAAAUACACUCAAUUGUUCAACCUCAAGUUCUCCAAACCCUCAGGGGUUUCUUCAUUCUGUUAAACACUAUCAUUUUGAAGCUGAAACCUGUAACCAUUGACAUUCAUAGCAGGAAAAACAAAUCCUACAGAAGUCAAUGUUUACCGGUUUCUUCGUCUUUUUGUCAAACACAAGAUAUUCCAAUGAGGUUUGAAACAAGUGAUGGGCAAAUAAAUGAAUUUUCAGGUUUAAAUGAGCCAUCUCUUUAACUCAUGGUCUAUAAACUGACUAAUGGUAAAAGUUUCCUUCCCCAUUCUAGCCCAUUGAUGUUUCUUGUUUUAAAGUGACCGUAAUGUCUCAAUAACAUCUCUUUACUUUCUUUAUAUGAUCAUUACAAUGAACAUCUGUAACAGAUAAAACAUGAUCUUCCAAAACAAAGAUGUCAGCUCCCGAAUGCACAGCCAAGUGGGAAUUCCAGUAUAAGAGAACAGCCUAGAGCAGGGGUGUCAAACUCAAUUCCUGGAGGGCCGAAGCCCUGCAGUUUAGUUCCAACCCUGCUCCAACUCACUUACAUGUAGGUUUCAAACAAGCCUGAAGGACUCAAUUAGUUUGAUCAGGUGUGUUUAAUUAGGGUUGGAACUAAACUGUGCAGAGCUGCGGCCCUUUUAGGACUGAGUUUGACAUCUGUGGCCUAGAGUGUAUCUGCUACUAGAUCUCAGAUUUAAAUAAAGCUUAAUUGAUUAAACCCGAA
This is a messenger RNA of Danio rerio (zebrafish), 6047 nucleotides long. NCBI's taxonomy places the organism in Eukaryota, Metazoa, Chordata, Actinopteri, Cypriniformes, Danionidae. The record is from RefSeq and is a predicted model, not a curated record.